Molecule: messenger RNA, 1967 nt
Organism: Talaromyces stipitatus ATCC 10500
Lineage: Eukaryota; Fungi; Ascomycota; Eurotiomycetes; Eurotiales; Trichocomaceae
Product: pre-mRNA splicing factor, putative
Exons: 2
Coding region: 1-1596 (531 amino acids)
Biological process (GO): mRNA splicing, via spliceosome
Cellular component (GO): U4/U6 x U5 tri-snRNP complex
Molecular function (GO): U6 snRNA binding; protein binding; U4 snRNA binding
Source: RefSeq, a predicted model, not a curated record
AUGAUGCACCCAUCGAGACAGGCGUAUGUAGAGGAAGCCGAAGACACAGACAUGGGCAUCAGUCUCGCAGAUCUACCCACCGACCGCGACUAUGACCUCCCCUCCGCCGCCGCCGGAAUCGCACCGGAACGCGCAUCAGCACUCCUCUCACAAUUCGAACGCAAACGCCGCGCAGCAGCCAUCGUAGUCCCCACAGACGAUACUCGCGUCCGUCUACGACUGCGCGAACUCGGUGAACCAAUCACACUCUUUGGCGAAGGGCCCGGUGAUCGUCGAGACCGGUUACGAGAGCUAUUAACCACUUUACAAGAACGACAAGAAAGUGGUGAAGAUGUUGACAUGUUACGCGAAAGAGCACAGACGGCGACUCCUGCUGCCGCUGAAGAAGAGGAGGAAGGUGACCAACAGGAAGAAUUUUAUACAGAGGGAUCACGGGAGUUACUCGAUGCGAGGAAGAAGAUUGCACUAUACUCUUUACCGCGAGCCAAGUCGCGAGUUGCGUGGCAAUUGGAACAGUCCAAGAUACCAUUACGAACACAUAUAAAACAUCGCAAAGCCGUCAAGGAGAAAUUACAAGGUUUUGAUUUGUAUGGGUCACAGAUUGCGGCCGAUAGACCUGUUAGUAUUGCUCGAUUUUCGCCCAAUGGACAGACAGUUGCAACGGGGAAUUGGGCGGGGGGUAUCAAAUUACUUAGCGUGCCGAAUCUGGAUGAGAAAUUUAGUGUCAAGGGACAUAGUGAUCGUGUCAGUGGACUGUCGUGGUUUCCCGGCGCUACGUUAUCGUCAUCAAAUGUGUCGGAAUCUUCACUGAAUUUCGCCUCUGGUGGAGGAGAAGGGAAUGUUAAUUUGUGGUCGUUGGAUAAAAAGGAACCUUUAGCGACGUUGUCGGGACAUACGGAACGGGUUUGUAGGGUGGAGUUUCACCCUUCAGGAAAAUACGUGGCGUCUGCUUCGUAUGAUACGACCUGGAGAUUAUGGGAUGUUGAGACCACGACGGAAUUGUUAUUGCAAGAAGGUCAUUCGAAAGAAGUCUACUCGGUCGCGUUCAACUCUGACGGGUCGCUAUUGGCUAGUGGUGGGUUGGACAGCUACGGCAGAAUCUGGGAUUUGCGGACUGGUCGAACGGUCAUGGUUCUUCAGGGACAUAUUCGGGAAAUCUACGGUAUCGAUUGGGGUGUUGAUGGGUAUCGUGUCUUGACCGGUUCGGGAGAUGGAUGGGUAAAAUGCUGGGAUUUGCGCAAAGUCGACUGCAGCGGUAAUAUCGGUGCACACAAGAGUGUCGUCUCAGAUGUGCGGUGGUAUAAAGGAUGCGAUUCCUCCCAUUCAUACCUCCCAACUACCACGACACAGAAUGGGGAUGGAGAUGCAAUGGACACCAGCGAAAACACAUCGGCAGAACCACGAAAAGCGGGUACAUUUUUUGUCAGCUCUGGGUUUGAUCGCAAUAUCAACGUGUUUAGUGCAGAUGACUGGUCGUUUGUGAAAUCGUUGAGUGGUCAUUCGGACAAAGUGUUGAGUGUGGAUAUUAGUCCUGAUGCAAAGUGGAUUGCGAGUUCGAGUCAUGAUCGGACGGUUAAGUUAUGGGGGAUUGAAUAGAUGCGAUCAGUUUCUACUGUUGUAUCUUGUCCUAGAUCACUUCCUGACAGUCACCCAGCGACGAACUUAGCAAGGACAUCACUGCGAUUCAUGCGCAUGGGACCAUGGGUAUCCCUGCUCCCAGCUGGCUUCUCACUCACCUCAGCAGCUAACAAUAUGGAGUAUCCAUAUACCAUAACACCGCUUCCGAGAAUCUAAUCAGCCAUCAGCCUAAUACCGCAGGUCCAGAGAUGAGAGUUGUACGUUCAACAUCUUGGAUCUUGAUAGAUUUUCUACCGACUAGUACCAAAGUGAUUAGGCGGAAGCAGCAUCAGGGACCAAUCGGCGACCCGCACUGUGACGUAGGCUUAAUUAGCUCCGAUUUUGAUAAA